Messenger RNA from Staurois parvus, 328 nucleotides. The record is from the annotation of a GenBank genome assembly. Lineage: Eukaryota; Metazoa; Chordata; Amphibia; Anura; Ranidae.
AUGCAGACUGCUUCUACAAACAUUUGUGAAAUACUGUGCAAUAAGUCCAUCCGUGAAAUCUCCUUGCUACUAAAUAUUCCACGAUUAACUGUUAGUGGUAUUAUAACAAAGUGGAAGCAACUGGGAACAACAGCAAAUCAGCCACAAAGUGAUAGGCCACAUAAAAUGACAGCUCAGGUCAGUGCAUGCUGAAGCGCACCAUACGCAGAAGUCGCCAAGUGUCUGCAGAGUCAAUAGCUAUAGAUCUCCAAACAUCAUGUGGCAUUCAGAUUAGCACAACAACAGUGCGAAGAGAGAUUCAUGGAAUGGGUUUCCAUGGCCGAGCUGC